Molecule: messenger RNA, 2597 nt
Organism: Etheostoma spectabile (orangethroat darter)
Lineage: Eukaryota; Metazoa; Chordata; Actinopteri; Perciformes; Percidae
Gene: ier5l
Product: immediate early response 5-like
Exons: 1
Coding region: 189-1082 (297 amino acids)
Source: RefSeq, a predicted model, not a curated record
UUCGAGCCAUCUGCGAAUGAUUGCUGGCUGUCGGAGGGAGAGGCGGAUCGUUGUGAGUCCAAUGUUUCUCCACAGCGCGGACCUGAACCUUUCUCCUCCAACAAAACGAGUUCCACUGAGGUAGCUGAGAGACGGCUUUCCCUCCCCCGGAGAGGAGCUGGAGGUGGACUACAGGGGUGGGGAUCACAAUGAUCCACACCAUGGAAUGCGCAGCGGACGCGCAAAGCCUCAUCUCCAUUUCCUUAAUGAAGAUCCACAACUCCAGGACGCAGAGAGGGGGGAUCAAGCUGCACAAAAACCUGCUGGUGUCCUACGUGCUGCGGAACGCCAGGCAGGUCUACGUCAAGGAGAAAUACGCGGAGAUCUAUAGGAUGCAGCAGUACGAGGAGGUGAUGACCGUCUGCAACGAGAUCCAGGAGCUCAACCCGCUGGAUCUGGACGCAGAGGACGCCGACGACGAGGAGCAGACGCGGGCUGCUUGCUGCGGCGGAGAGGGGAGUCUCUGCGGCUCUGCGUGCCACCGAGACGCAGCGCAGCCGGCGGCGCACGCCCGGACAGCGAGCGCUCUUUUCGGCUGCUCUCCCCUCGAGGACGGAGGCAAAGAACCGGAUCCCUCCUACUAUCGGAGCUGCUGCAUGGAGGCUGCCCCCGUGUCCCAUUGUGACCAGUUUCCCGCAAACGGCAGCGCGCACUGCAACAAAACCACAGUGCUGGAUUUGGACACGCAUGUGGUAACCACGGUGGAGAACGGCUACCUCCACCAGGACUGCUGCUGCGACGCGCUCCAGUGCGGCCAGGGCGCGCAGUCCCCGGCCAAGAAACGGAAGGUCGAGUUCGGCUUUUGUACGUCCGACGGGGAGGAGGUGUCGGAUUUUCCAUCGGCACGCAAGCGGGCGAAACGCGAGGACUGUUCCUACUUCCACCUAGACUACACAGACACUUCCAACAUCUCCAACCUGAUCUCCAUCUUCGGAUCGGGGUUUACAGGGCUGCUGAGCAGACAGGCGGACUUGGACCAGAUCUGUAGUAAACAGGUCCUGGCCAGUCUGGGGGCAUGGACCCGAGCGAUUGUGGCAUUUUGAAUCAAACCCUUUUUUUUUUCUUCAGGGGAGACCGGGGUCAGUUGUAACACUUUUUUCCCACAAAAGUAUGAAACUAAACCCAGUGGAGAAGCUUUUGUUGGGGGGGGGGGGGGGGGGGGGGGGGGACAUGUUUCUAAGCGCAGGAGAAUGACAAUUAACGUUCCCGUAAUUGUUCUCUGUAGCCUAAUUAAUUUGUGGAACGUAUUGCAUAGUUCCACCUUCUACUAUUUACAUGUCCAUGAUGCAAUGGUGUUUUUCUGAAACCCUUCCAGGAAUGUUCUUAGACCAAGUUUUCCUUGGGAACCUUGCUAGUGGACUGGACUCUUCCACAUCCUUUCUAUGUGCACAUAGUGAAUAGUGUGCUGCAGAAUAUCGACUGGGUGAGAUCAGUGUGUUCUACAGAAGCUGUGCAUUGUUACAAAUAGAGCCCCUACGCUAAAAGUAAAAUAAAAUCAACUUUUCUUGUCACCAAUAUGCGCACCAAUAUCAGCAGAAGUCAUUUAACCGUCCAGUGAUGGCCAAAAACAGAUUUAUUAAUUGACUUUGAACACAACACGUGUGAAAACAUCACAAGUGGCCAAACUGUAUCCUCAAUAACCUCAUUUCUGAACAUGAAUUGAUUAUUAGCCAAUAUGUUGAAUAUGACUGACAAGGAAUUUUGACCAUUCAGCUUUAAGCAUUAUACAUUACAACUGGCCUCUCAGUGUCAUACUAAUGUGUUGAAAACUAUUUGAUUGGCUAUCCUCAGCUUGAUGUCUUUCAAAAACAGUGAUUUUUUUUUUUAAAUAUACAGAAGACACAAGUAUCGAGAAUUAUACCCCCAAAGCACACCUUUUGUCUUAAAGAAAGAAACAGAUAACAGAUGUGAAUGUGGCUCAUUGGUGGGCACUGUGUGACGUCACUCCCACUCGUUUCUGAUUGGAGGAUCUGGAGGUGUUACAACGGAACCAGUCUCCCCUAUCAACUUUUAUUUUGGCAGGAAAAAGAAAAGCUAUUUUAAAAAAGAAGAGGAAAAAAGAGCAUUUUGGCAGGGAGAGGACAGAUUUUGUGCCAUAUAAAUAUAUCUUUAUAUAUAUAGAUAUAUAUAUAUCUAUAUAUAUAUCUAUAUAUAGAUAUAUAUAUAUCUCCUGUUGUCAGAAUGGUAAUUACAUGAUGAAAUGGAUUGACUUCCAUUGCCUUAAAUCAAAUGCACACAACUGCUAUCACUGUAAAACCUUUCACCGUAAACCAGUAAACUACUGUUUAUUUACAGUAAGCAUCCCGUUUUUAAAUGUUACGGUAUUUUACUGUAAAUAGACACUGUUUCUUACAGUAUUAUUUGAAUUUACAGUAAUACACGGGCUGCCAGUGUAGCUCCCGCCUUUUCCUUUUAUUUUCCCGAGAUGCUUUAGUAUUAACAGUAAAUACCUGUAAUCUGUAACAGUCGCAGAUAGUGCUGUGAUAUUAUUAUUUUCUCCCAGAAUGCAUGGCCAUUUACAGUACAAUCCUGUAUAACAAUAAAAUAGUAUGAUACUG